AUGGCUUAUAGAACUGUUUCAACAGUCUACUCAUGUGGACACACAUUCCUCAGAAAAGAGACCACCCCAGUCGGAACCUUCUUCGGCAUCGCUAAGCGUCUUUUCAAUAGCUCGCCUAUGGUACACGAAGCCAGUGAGCAAGUCUGCCACGCAUGCGAAAAUGACAGUGCUAAGUUAUCAGUGUCAAGGCCUGCUAGACAUGCACCACCUGCUUUGGGACACGAAGAAACCAUUUCGGUUAUUGCCUUGGGUGGAGCUUCUUUUGCAGUCGAAAAGUUGAAGAAGGUGCAACAGAACAUUGUUGCUCAGCAAAAGCAGAGCCUGAAACAGACACAGUUUAUGGGAGAACAAAUAGCCAAGCAGAUGCAGGCACAGGGUGACCUUGAUGGGGCUUUUAAGUUCUGGGAGGAAUUUCAUCAAGGGCAUGCCGAUGGCGCUAUUUCAACGAAUAGAAACUGUGCAAGGUGUAGUGAGAUGGGCGAAAUCCUCACCAACCCCGAAUACCGGGCUAAGACACCUUGCAAUGAUAAAUCAUUGGGUUCUAAUGCCCGAAGCUCGGAAAUAUACCAAACAGGCGGCAGCACUUCUAGGCAGAACUGCGCAGUGGAUGUCUGCGCUGAAACCAUACAAAAGGGUAUGGAACGAGACCACUCUGAAGACAGAAUCAAGGGUAGGUCACAAGAUGAAUCUGCAACUGGACCCGACGAGUUAAAAAGUUCUCACCAGGCUGAAGAAUCUCAGCGUCCAGAAUAUAGCCAAGAUGCCUACGCCGAGAUUCCAACCUCGCAAGACGGUUAUACCAUCCCAAGCCCAUACCCUCUUUGGGUGGGGAAUGAUUUACUUAGCUGCAUGCAACUCUCUCAAAGUGAACCUCAAGUCGAGGAUAUUUUCCCCGACAAUGAAGCAUGGGUCCAGGACUCCAGUGGUUCUUGGAACAUUUCCCCAGUCCGAUCCCACAAGGAAGCCAAAAGGCAACCUUUGACAGAGGAAAUCCCAAGGACUAAGAGCCGCUUUUUCAACCCAGCCUGCAAGUCCCAAGACACCGUGUCACCCUUUAGCUCGGUAGGUGCAAACAUUCUUGAGAGACUCCGGGAGUACUUUUGCUUACCUGUAGAUUUCCAAACUACGGAUAUGAAAAGAUUUUUUGACAAGAGACCUUUGAUCGUUGAAGAUGCUAGUGACUACCUUCGGAGUCCUCCGGAAUGGGGUAUAGAAAACUAUUGGCUGAAAGGGAGCACUCCUUGGCUCGAUCUGAGGGACAUGAUGAUCAUAGCCUCUACCCAUAUCAAUUGGCCGGUAAAUAUGGAAGAGAAAGGGCCAAUAAACAUGGAAGAGAAUGGGUAUAGUCCUUCGACUAGCAGUGGUUCAUACAUCUCAGAAAGCGAUGACGAAGACGACACUCGUUUAGCGGCCGUGUUAGUGCAUGUCCAAACCUGGAAAGGCCACCGAGAAGCCUAUAGAGACAGCUUCAUGGUGCAAGAACGAGCAACUGGCGAUGAAUUGGCCAAUGUUGCCUACUGUAGCCCAAUCAUUCCAGCCUCUCCUAGCUUCGUAGACACCACAAGGUCAUACCUGGUUAGUGUCAAAACAAUGCCUUCCAUCGCAGAGCAAAGGAUUGGCUAUCGCCCGAGAAAAAGCAGUUGUCUGCGGACAGAGCUCAUCGUUCUUUAG
Venustampulla echinocandica is the source of this 1671-nucleotide messenger RNA. RefSeq lists its product as uncharacterized. The record is from RefSeq and is a predicted model, not a curated record. The transcript has a single exon. The coding region runs from base 1 to 1671 and encodes 556 amino acids. NCBI's taxonomy places the organism in Eukaryota, Fungi, Ascomycota, Leotiomycetes, Helotiales, Pleuroascaceae.